CCCAAAAAUCCCCCAAAAAUCCCCCAAAUCCUCAGGAAUUUCCCAUUUUACUCAGCUUUGGGUUUUCCCAGACUUUCUCUCCCCCAAAUUCCGAUUUUUCCCUAAAAAAAUCCCCAAAUCCUGAGGGAAUUCUGCUCCUUUCCAGGGCUUCUGCAGCCAUGGACAUCGAGGACUGCAACGCCCGCUCCUACAUCACCGGAAUCUGCUCUUCCUGGAAGGUGAGCGGCUGCGUGCGCCCGGCCAGCGCCGCCCUGCGCCCCGCGGGGAUCCCGCGCUGCUUCCCGGGAAUCCCGAUCCAGGGAUCCGCGGGAUUCCUCCCGCAAGGCCGUGGGGAUUCCCCCCUGGAGCAGGAAUUCCACUCGGCCGUGGGGGGAGGGGCGGCCCGGAGCCCCCCCAGCCCCCGCUCGUCCCCACGCUCCCCUGCCAAUUCCAUCAAGGUGGAGAUGUCCUCAGACGAGGAGUCCCAGGGCCGGCCGGGCUCCCGGGAGGGCCGGGAGGGGCUGCCCGAGGAUUCCCUGCCCGAGCCCUUCCCGGAGCCCUUCCCGGAGCCGCACUCGCCCGGCGGCAUCCGCCUGCCCAACGGCAAGCUCAAGUGUGACGUGUGUGGGAUGGUCUGCAUCGGGCCCAACGUGCUCAUGGUGCACAAGCGCAGCCACACCGGAGAACGGCCCUUCCAGUGCCAGCAGUGCGGCGCCUCCUUCACGCAGAAGGGGAACCUGCUGCGCCACAUCAAGCUGCACUCGGGGGAGAAGCCCUUCAAGUGCCCCUUCUGCUCCUACGCCUGCCGGCGCCGCGACGCCCUCAGCGGGCACCUGCGCACCCAUUCCGUCUCCUCCCCGACCGUGGGCAAGCCCUACAAGUGCAGCUCGUGUGGCCGCAGCUACAAGCAGCAGAGCAGCCUGGAGGAGCACAGGGAGCGCUGCCACGGCUUCCUGCAGAGAGAGAGCCCCGCACAGACAGGUGAGAAGCAGAUGCGCUUCGCCCUCUCGGAGCUGCCCUUCGAUGUCAGCCCCGGCUUCGACAAGGACGUGGAGGUGGUUCCGUCCCGCGGGCACGCCCUGGAGCCGCCCUACGCCGGCCCGCUGUCCCUGCUGGGCGCCGGGGACCCUCUGCGCCCGCUCCGCCUGGCCACCAACUGCAUCACCGAGGUCACGCCGGUCAUCAGCUCCGUGUACACCCAGAUCCAGGCGCUGCCCGCCCGCCUCGAGCUGCCGCGGGGCCGCGACUCCUCCGAGGACGGCGCCGAGGGCAUCCCGGUGAUCUUCCGCAGCCGCGGCGGCGGCGGCGAUGGCGGGGGAUCGCCGUCCAACGGCUGCCAGGACUCCACGGACACCGAGAGCAUCCAGGAGGAGCGGGCGGGCGGCGGCAGCAGCCGGCACAGCCCCGCCUACGCCAAGGAGGAGCCCAAGGAGGAGCCGGACGGAGCGGCGCGCUGCUUCCCCAAGGAGUCCCUGCGUGUGCUCAACGAGGAGGGCGAGCAGCUGCGGGCCUUCUGCUGCGAGCACUGCCGCGUGCUCUUCCUGGACCACGUCAUGUUCACCAUCCACAUGGGCUGCCACGGCUUCAGGGACCCUUUCGAGUGCAACAUCUGCGGCUACCGCAGCCAGGACCGCUACGAGUUCUCCUCGCACAUCGUGCGUGGGGAGCACAAGAUAUGAGGUGGGAAAAACUCCCCUUUUCCUGCCUCAAAUUUCCUGAUUUCACCCCAAUUUCACCCCGAUAUUCCCCUCCUACAUUGUGCUCGGGAAACACAAGAUACGAGGUGGGAAAAUCCGCCCUUUCCUGCCUCCAAUUUCCUGAUUUCAUCCCGAUUUCACCCCGAUAUUCCCCUCCUACAUUGUGCUCGGGAAACACAAGAUGUGAGGUGGGAAAAACUUCCCCUUCCUGCCUCAAAUUUCCUGAUUUCACCCCGAUUUCAUCCCGAUUUCACCCCGAUUUUCCCCUCCUACAUUGUGCUUGGGAAACACAAGAUACGAGGUGGGAAAAUCCCCCCCUUCCUGCCUCCAAUCUCCUGAUUUCAUCCCGAUUUCACCCUGAUUUCACCCUGAUUUUCCCCUCCAUUCGUGCUUGGGAAACACAAGAUACGAGGUGGGAAAAACUCCCCCUUUCCUGCCUCAAAUUUCCUGGUUUCGUCCUGAUUUCAUCCCAGUUUUCCUCUCCUACAUCGUGCUUGGGAAACACAAAAUGUGAGCUGGGAAAAACUUCCCCUUUCCUGUCUCCAAUUUCCUGAUUUCACCCCGAUUUUCCCCUCCUACAUCGUGCUCGGAAACACAAGAUACAAGGUGGGAAAAACUCCCCCUUUCCUGCCUCCAAUCUCCUGAUUUCACUCCGAUUUUCCCCUCCAUUCGUGCUCGGGAAACACAAAAUGUGAGGUGGGAAAAUCGCCCCCUUUUCUGCCUCCAAUUUCCUGGUUUCACCCCGAUUUCAUCCCGAUUUUCCCCUCCUACAUCGUGCUUGGGAAACACAAGAUAUGAGGUGGGAAAAACUCCCCCUUUCCUGCCUCCAAUCUCCUGAUUUCAUCCUGAUUUCACCCCGAUUUUCCCCUCCAUUCAUGCUUGGGAAACACAAAAUGUGAGGUGGGAAAAUCCCCCCCUUCCUGCCUCCAAUUUCCUGAUUUCACCCCGAUUUCAUCCCAGUUUUCCUCUCCUACAUCGUGCUCGGGAAACACAAAAUGUGAGGUGGGAAAAACUCCCCCUUUCCUGCCUCCAAUUUCCUGAUUUCACCCCGAUUUAAUUCCAAUUUUCCUCUCCUACAUCGUGCUCGGGAACCACAGAAUGUGAGCUGGGAAAAUCCCCUCCCCCAGCCUCAAAUUCCCCUUUUUUUUCCCUCGAUUUUCUCCUCUCAUUUCCCCUCCCACAUGGUGCGUGGUGAGCACAAGAUACGAAGUGGAAAAACUCCCUUUCCUUCCUCCAGUUUCCUGAUUUCAUCCCAAUUUUCCUCUCCUAAAUCGUGCUGGGGAAACACAAAAUGUGAGCUGGGAAAAAUCCUCCCUUCCUGCCUCCAAUUUCCUGAUUUCAUCCCAAGUUUCCCCUCCUAAAUUAUCUGUGGUGAGCACAAGAUACGAGGUGGAAAAUCUCCCCCUUCUUUUCUCCAAUUUCCUGAUUUCACCCAGAUUUUCCCCUCCCAAACACAAAAUGUGAGGUUGGAAAAAAAAAAAAAUCUUCCCUGCCUCAAAUUCCCCUUUUUAUCCCCAAUUUUCCCUCUCCCAUCCUUAGGGCAUGGAACUGUUGGGUUGUGUUGUUCUUAUUUUAUUUUUUUUUUCUUUUAUACUCCUUUGCACUGACUUUGGCUAUAAAAAAAACAGGAAAAAAAACCAAAACAAAAAAGUAUUUAACAAAAAAAAAAAACCCCAAAAACCAGAAACCCACCCCAAAAACCCAACUGGCCCCGCCCAGGGGGAGCCCUAAAUCCUUUUUAUAAACGAAGUUAUUUAAAUAUUGAAUAGGAAAAGA
This is a messenger RNA of Haemorhous mexicanus (house finch), 3452 nucleotides long. RefSeq names its product IKAROS family zinc finger 4 (gene IKZF4). The coding region runs from base 159 to 1658 and encodes 499 amino acids. Gene Ontology annotation, molecular function: DNA-binding transcription factor activity; RNA polymerase II cis-regulatory region sequence-specific DNA binding. The transcript is spliced from 7 exons. Lineage: Eukaryota; Metazoa; Chordata; Aves; Passeriformes; Fringillidae. The record is from RefSeq and is a predicted model, not a curated record. Gene Ontology annotation, biological process: regulation of transcription by RNA polymerase II.